Tupaia belangeri chinensis (Chinese tree shrew) is the source of this 642-nucleotide messenger RNA. Its product is annotated as transmembrane protein 131-like. NCBI's taxonomy places the organism in Eukaryota, Metazoa, Chordata, Mammalia, Scandentia, Tupaiidae. The record is from RefSeq and is a predicted model, not a curated record. Gene Ontology annotation, biological process: negative regulation of canonical Wnt signaling pathway. Gene Ontology annotation, cellular component: plasma membrane.
CGAUCGAGCCCUUGCCCAACGUGGUGGAGCUGUGGCAGGCAGAAGACGGGGACCUCCUGCUGCCCUCCCAGCCCCGAGGAGGCCAUGGAGGGCGAGUCGCAAGAACAGAGCUUCUCGGACAAAUUAUUCAGUGGAAAAGGCUUACAUUUUCAGCCAUCCGUUUUAGAUUUUGGAAUACAGUUCCUGGGACACCCCGUGGCGAAGGUCCUUUACGCUUACAACCCGAGUGCGGACAGCGAGGUGGUGGUGACCUCGGUGUCCACAGCUGCUACACACUUUCACGUGCCCCCCGUGCACUGCAGGGUAAUCCCAGCCUUGGGGAAGACCUCUUUCCGAAUUAUUUUCUUGCCUACUGAAGAAGGGAGCAUCGAAAGUUCCUUAUUUAUUAAUACCUCUUCCCAUGGAGUCCUCUCCUAUCAUGUGUCUGGAAUCGGCACUCGUAGAAUCUCUACAGAAGGGUCCGCACAGCAGCUACCGAAUGCUCAUUUCCUGCUUCCACGCGUCCAGAGCAUUCAGCUCUCACAAAACCAGGUCAGUGCGCCAGACUUCCUAGGAAGGCUAGCAGUCCCCACGCACUGUGGUCCUCCCCAUUCACAGUCCUCGUGCCGAGCCCUUUCACGUGUCUGGAAUCGGCACUCGUAG